Molecule: messenger RNA, 1587 nt
Organism: Pistacia vera
Lineage: Eukaryota; Viridiplantae; Streptophyta; Magnoliopsida; Sapindales; Anacardiaceae
Product: serine carboxypeptidase-like 13
Exons: 14
Biological process (GO): proteolysis; secondary metabolic process
Molecular function (GO): serine-type carboxypeptidase activity; acyltransferase activity, transferring groups other than amino-acyl groups
Source: RefSeq, a predicted model, not a curated record
CAUGUCUUCAAAUUUUAGCCAAUGGUGGAGCUUGAAACGUUUGGUUUGUUCCUUUGUUUUUCUUUUUAUAAAUGCAGAUUGUGGCCAAAUCGUCCGGACGCUACCAGGAUUUUCCGGUACUCUUCCGUUCAGUCUUGAAACUGGAUAUAUUAGCGUGGGGAGCUCAGAGCUUUUCUACUUGUUCGUGAAGUCGUAAGGAAAUCCUGAAGUGGAUCCUCUUCUUUAUUAUAUAGUUGGAGGCCCUGGUUGUGCUGCUUUGAAUGGUUUCCUCUUUCAAACUGGUCCACUACAGUUUAAUGAAACUGAUUACACUGGAGGUUUGCCAACGUUGCAUUUAUACCCACACACAUGGACCAAGAGUGCGAGUAUAAUAUUUGUAGAUGCACCAAUUGGCUCUGGUUACUCCUAUUCAACAAACCCAGCAGAUUACGAGAUCUCAGACUUACAGUCAGCAAAUCAAUCUUAUAUUUUUAUAAGAGAGUGGUUAAAUGAGCAUCCCCAAUUUAUCAAAAACCGAUUUUUUGUUGCUACGGAUUCAUAUUCUGGUGUACUUGCUCCCAUUAUCGCAAAUCAUAUAUUGGAUGGUAAUAAUGCCGGACUUGUGCCAACAAUAAAUCUAGUGGGGAUUGUAAGUGGAUCACCCCGUAUGAAUGGUAAAGAAGAACAAAGUUAUCAAACAAUAUUAGCCCAUAAGCUUGGACUUAUAUCCAAGACUAUUUUUAACUAUGCCAAAGAGUAUUGCAAUGGCACUUACUUCUAUACGGAUACCAGUACAGUGAGUGCUGAAUGCCUAGAGUAUCUUGAAGUAAUCGAUGAGUUAAUUGAACAAAUAAAUACGGAAAUGGUGUUGGCUCCCAAGUGUAGCACAGUAUCACCCAAAUUAGAUGAUGGAAACAAGAGGAGAUCUUUGAGACAAACUGAUUAUUGGUGCAAGAACUUUGGUUAUCUACUCUCUACUAUAUGGGCAAAUGAUGAAGGUGUUCAACGUGCUCUUCAUGUCCGAGAGGGAACAAUAAAAGAGUGGCGAAGGUGCAAUCUUACAUUUUCUGAGGGCUCAUAUGAUUAUGAUGUCGAUAGUUCUUUUGACUAUCAUAAAAAUCUUACCAAAUCAGGCCUACAACUUUUGCUUUACAGUGGCGAUCAUGAUUUGGUCGUUCCACAUAUAUACACAGAAUAUUGGAUAGGUUUACUUGAUAUCACUUUGGCUGAAGAUUGGCGACCAUGGUUUGUUGGUGGUCAAACUGUAGGGUACACAAUUAAGUACUCAAAUUAUGGAUAUCGAUUGACUUAUGCAACUCUGAAGGGAUCAGGUCACUCUCCAACUGAGUGGAAGGGAAGGGAAACCUAUGAAAUGUUUGAAAGGUGGGUACAUUUUUACCCACUUUAGGUGACAGCCACAGUUUCAAGACUAUCAAAUCUUUGUGGUUUGUAGCUACCAUUUGAAAUUUGCAACUUUGCAACAUGAUUGUUUCGAGCAAAGCAUUAAAUUAAUAAAUUGUUUUGAUAAUCGUUGAGGCAUUUUUGUGUUAAGCAUUGUUUAGGGGUGAAUGAAAUAAACUCAGAAUAAUACAAACAUAUUUUAAUAUA